AUGGUGUUUGACUUCGAGGCCUUCGUGGAAGAGCCUUCCCUUGAGGAGUUGAACAAAUGCAAAAAGAAAGACCUCAUAGCACUUGCUGUGCAUUUUAAUAUUCUAUAUUCCAAACAGAGCAGAAAGGACGAGAUCCGGGCGCUGCUUGUGGAUGGCUUGGUGGAGUUGGGCCUGCUCUCGCAACCAGUGGCUUCUGAGGGGACUGAUGAGAGUAUCGUGCCUGCGGGAACCCCAAAGCGGGAGGAGAAACCUGGACCUUCAGAUGGUUCUCCCCCUGGGACAAAGAGAGCGGGCGCGGGGGUUGAUGAACCGCCUAACCCUCUGUUCACCCUCCCCCGGUAUGACCCACACUCUCCUCCCACCUCUCCUCGGUCCUUGGAUGCUGCCCGACGCGCUGUGCGCCUGGCCCGCAUUAAAAUGGAAGCUGAGCAGAAGGAACGGGACCGCAGUGCCGAGCUCGAAUUUCAGGUGCGCAAGCUCGAGAUAGAGGCUGACAAAGACGUCAAACUGCGCCGCCUUGAGCUGGAGGCUGAAGGUCGCCUCCCUCCCAGUCCUACUCCCGGCCCUGGGCCCACCGCGCAGGCUGCAGCCCACUCCCCAUCCGUUCACGGCGGCGCCCUCGAUGGGGAUACGCUCUCUGCUAAAUAUACCGGUCCUUAUGUGGUUAAGGAGAAACUGUCUGAUACUGACUAUAUUAUCAGCACGCCGGACAGGAGGCGAAAAACCCGCGUGUGCCACAUUAAUAUGUUGAAGCAGUAUCACUCCCGCGUUACACCGACCACGACGGAGCCCUCCCUUCAGAGUGUCUCCGCUCUGAUUGUGGCUGACCAGGCCGCUGAGAGCGGACUGAAGAUGCGUAAGGAGCAUAGUCCGCGUCUCCCGAACUCUGAAAUGCUUACGGUUUUACCUGCCCAACUGAAGCAUUUGAGCGCUGACCAGCAGGCUGACGUUCUGGCUGUUGUGGGACGAUUCAGAUCCCCUGCCAAUGCCCAGAUCGUGCACUCAGGCGCAGCUUGUAACGUCAAGGAUGAUAACAUCAGCGAGAGGAUCUACACCAUCAAAGAAGGAGACACACUAGUGCUGCAGUGCAUAGUCAAAGGACACCCGCGGCCACAGGUGCGAUGGACAAAGACGGCAGGAAGCGCCUCCGACAAGUUCCAGGAGACGUCCAUCUACAACGAGACGCUGAGAAUCGAGAGCAUCCAGAGGGUGCAGGGCGGCCGCUACUACUGCAAGGCCGACAACGGGGUGGGGGUGGCUGCCAUCAAGUCCAUCCGAGUAGAUGUGCAGUACACUAGAAAGCCUCCACAAAACCAUACGCCGUGCCCCCCAGCCCAAGCCAAACAGCUGCAGUCCCACUUUUGCAUUGUGAAGACCGGCCAAACUCUGACCUGGCACUAUGACCACCGAGACAGUGGGUCAGUGAGCUAG
Molecule: messenger RNA, 1431 nt
Organism: Knipowitschia caucasica
Lineage: Eukaryota; Metazoa; Chordata; Actinopteri; Gobiiformes; Gobiidae
Source: the annotation of a GenBank genome assembly